Messenger RNA from Cuscuta campestris, 1960 nucleotides. NCBI's taxonomy places the organism in Eukaryota, Viridiplantae, Streptophyta, Magnoliopsida, Solanales, Convolvulaceae. The record is from the annotation of a GenBank genome assembly.
GAAACAGAAAAAAAAGUCAGCCAAUCAAACAAUCUGUGGCUCAGAUUCUGAAAGAAAAAAAACAACAAAUUAUCUUAUCCUCUCUCACUCUCUCUCUCUCUCUCUAUGUGGAAUUGUGGAUAAUCUACACAUCAUCUUCACCACACACACACCACACUAUGUCUUCAAAAACCAGUCAGUUUUAUUCACAAAUCACAACUGGGAGCACAAACACAGAACCUUCAUCAUCAUCACAGUAAAUAGAGCUCUGUUCCACUCUUUAGUUGUUUAAGCUGCUGCAGCCAUGGCUUCUCAUGCAGCUCUUGCUUAUUCAAGAAUCCCCACCACCACCAUCACAACAACAAAGUCCCACCACACUCAAUCCUUCUCCAAGAGAUUGGAGGUGGCUGAGUUUUCUGGGCUGAAAUAUAAUGGAUGCGUGACCUAUUCCAAAAGGGAAGCUUCUUCUUCCUUCUGUGUGGCUUCUCAGCUCACUCCCACAAUUGCAGAGCCAAAUGCCAUUAGGGAAGAAACUGCUCCCAAAUUACAGGUUGCCAUCAACGGCUUCGGACGCAUCGGCAGGAACUUCCUCAGGUGCUGGCAUGGCAGGAAGGACUCCCCACUGGAUGUUGUUGUUGUCAAUGACAGUGCUGGUGUCAAAAAUGCGGCUCACUUGCUGAAAUACGACACCAUGUUGGGAACGUUCAAAGCGGACGUACAAGUAGUUGACAAUGAGACCAUAUCGGUUGAUGGGAAGCACAUCAAGGUGGUCUCUAACAGGGACCCUCUCAAUCUCCCCUGGGCUGAUCUUGGCAUUGACAUUGUCAUUGAGGGGACUGGCGUGUUUGUGGAUGGACCAGGGGCAGGAAAGCACAUACAAGCAGGGGCCAAGAAAGUCAUAAUCACUGCACCAGCUAAAGGAGCUGACAUCCCAACCUAUGUUGUUGGUGUUAAUGAACAAGACUACUUCCAUGAUGUCUCCAACAUCAUAAGCAAUGCUUCCUGCACUACAAACUGCUUGGCUCCUUUUGUUAAGGUCUUGGAUGAGGAGUUUGGUAUUGUUAAGGGAACAAUGACAACCACCCAUUCUUACACUGGAGAUCAGAGGCUUCUAGAUGCUUCCCACAGGGACAUGAGAAGAGCCAGAGCAGCAGCGCUAAACAUAGUCCCGACCAGCACGGGCGCGGCCAAGGCGGUGUCUCUUGUCCUACCAAAGCUCAAAGGCAAACUGAACGGCAUUGCCCUGCGGGUCCCAACCCCAAACGUCUCUGUCGUCGAUCUCGUUGUGAACGUCGAGAAGAAAGGAGCCACGGCCGAGGACGUGAACGAGGCCUUCAGAAAGGCAACCAGAGGCCCUCUCAAGGGCAUUUUGGACGUUUGUGAUCUCCCACUCGUCUCGUCUGACUUCAGAUGCACCGACGUUUCAUCCACCAUCGAUGCGUCAUUGACCAUGGUGAUGGGUGAUGACAUGGUCAAGGUUGUGGCUUGGUAUGACAAUGAAUGGGGAUAUAGUCAACGGGUCGUUGACUUGGCACAUCUAGUGGCAAGGAAGUGGCCGGGCAUACCAGCAGCAGGAAGCGAAGACCCCUUGGAUGACUUUUGCAAGAGCAACCCGAGCGACGAGGAAUGCAAAGUCUACGAAGCUUAAGUACUUGUUUACGAUUCUGUGCAAAACCAAUGGUUUUAGAAGAAUGGGGUUCUCAUUGCCCCAUGAAUGGCUAUUGCUUUUUUUUUUCUGCAAAAACUGAGAAUAUGAAUUGAAGAAGUCAUGAUAUUGAAAACUGUUUCAAUACCAUUCAUUGUCUAUACUCUAAAGAUUGUGAUCCCAUAUAUGUCUGUACAAAAUGGUCUCAUCUUCUAGCACAAGAACAAGUUAUGGUUCUACCAGCUGGUUUCAAUUCUCACAAGUUAUGUAGAACAAGUUGGUGAUUUUUGCUCACCAGAAAGUGGUUUUCAGAAGUAAUAUAAUAAACUGUUUGAU